Messenger RNA from Cotesia glomerata, 851 nucleotides. RefSeq lists its product as uncharacterized. The record is from RefSeq and is a predicted model, not a curated record. NCBI's taxonomy places the organism in Eukaryota, Metazoa, Arthropoda, Insecta, Hymenoptera, Braconidae. Bases 38 to 460 code for a protein of 140 amino acids. The transcript has 4 exons.
CUUGUCACAAUGGAUCAACAAAGUAGGCCCGAGUAAUAUGUCAUUUCACAAUGAUGUAGAUGCCUUGUCAAAUUGCACUAAAAUCCAUUACAAUCGCCUGCAAAACAUGAGUGGGGUCGAGCCUGAUACGUGGUCCUUCUUGGAGUCCGCAACUUCGAUUCAAUGCGAAAGUUAUCGAGAUGUGGAUAAAUUGGCUAAGAAGAAAGCAAUCAGUAGAGGAACACCAUCUGUAAAAGCAUUGAUCGAUUUAGCAAAAAUUAAACAUCUACUGGAAUUACUUGAAAGCGGAGGUAUUAAUGAAUUGGAGUUUUCGCAAAGAGGAGUGUCAGCAGCUGAGCAACUGGUUCGCAAUUUAAUAUUCAUAAAUCCAAGACCAAAGUCUGAAUUUGAAAUCGUUGACCUCGUACCCAUCCAUCACAAACUGAGUAACGAUCUCCAUUGCUCGCUUACGGGAAAUUGAUCCCGAGGCACCCGAGUUACUUUUGUUGGGGGAAAUAAAUGUUGCUAAUGAGAACAUUAAUAAUGACGAGAAUGAAGGCGAAUCAGAUGAAGAAUCUGAAAAUGAGAUCAACCAGCUUGAUGGCAAUGUGGAAAAUGAAGAAAUAUUUAUUAUGGUUAUAAGUGGCCACCUCAGGAUCUUUUUACAAAUUAUAUUCGAGAUAAGAGUCGAAUUUUCCGUCAGUAAGCUGUUCAUUCUUCUCGAGAUGUUUUCAUCGCCGAUCUCCAUGGCUCCAACGUCGGCAAAACCAGUCCCUGGUAUAUUCUUUCUUCAGGUGCCUGUUGUAGUUAUCAUAUCUCAUCUUCGUCGAGAUAUUCUUCAUCGAUUCUCUUCAGUUUUGAUCGCGCCAAAA